Molecule: messenger RNA, 3206 nt
Organism: Morus notabilis
Lineage: Eukaryota; Viridiplantae; Streptophyta; Magnoliopsida; Rosales; Moraceae
Product: transcription factor bHLH157
Exons: 10
Coding region: 239-2656 (805 amino acids)
Biological process (GO): regulation of DNA-templated transcription
Molecular function (GO): protein dimerization activity; DNA-binding transcription factor activity
Source: RefSeq, a predicted model, not a curated record
AAAAAACUGUUUUUUCUUCUUGUUGUUGUGGUUUUUUGUUGCGAGAAAACGCUAUCUUUGCUUUGGGAAUCACAAAUUCACAGGAAAAGAAGAACUGGGUCUUUUGAGUUUGUGGCAUUUGAAGUUUGGAGAGUGAACUUCUUUCCUUUUUUGAUCAAAGUGGUGUGUCGUUAAGAGUGAUUUUUUUGUUGUUGGGAUAAUUGUCGUUUGAGUUUGAAGAAGAGUUGGUUUUGGUGAAAUGGGUGAAGCAGAGAUUAACGCUUCUGUGAUUAAGAGGACGCUCAAGAGUCUUUGUGUUAGUAAUGCUUGGUCUUAUGCCGUUUUCUGGCGCUUUGAUCACAGAAAUCCCAUGUUGUUGACUGUGGAAGAUGCCUACUAUGAAGACCAAGUUGGGGCAGUGCUUGACAAUAUGCUUCUCAUGGUCCACUUGCUUGGAGAAGGAACAAUUGGCCAAGCUGCUUUAAGUGGGAAGCACCGAUGGAUUCUUGAGGAUGAUCAAAGUGGGGAAUGGGAUUCCGUUAGAUCUAGUGAAAUUAGAGAGACAUUUCAGGACGAUUCUGACGUCUCCUUUCAGUUUUCCUCUGGAAUAAAGACAAUUGCAGCAAUACCAAUAGAACCAAGAGGAGUAGUACAAUUUGGAUCUACUGAGAAGAUUUGUGAAAAUUUUGAAUUUGUUGAUCAGACAACAAGGCUAUUUCGGGAUAUCGAAAAUCUCUCUGCGCUUAACCAUUUGGAAAAUGCACAUUCAUCUGAAGAAGGUGAAAUGUAUGACAUAAACGGGUUGUUUGCUUCCUUAAUUUCGAAUAACAGGGCCAUUCCACUUUCUGGUUUUGACUACAAUGAGAUGCAAGGAAACAAUUGUUCUGCAAUGAAUUCUAGUCAAUCAUCUCCUUCCACAUCUGAUGUUCACAGUGGAAGAAUGGAGUUUUCAAACAUGAAUUUCGAGCAGGCGCUUCUACGAUCUACCUGUUCUGUUAACAAUGCCUCUAAUACUGAAUAUCCCACUUUGGCUUCACACAACCACAAUUCGGCGUCGGAAUCAAGACUUCAAGUUUCUCCGGAUGUAAUUCUUUGGAAAGGAAAUUCACUUGAAUCUUGCAGAAACACAGAACAUGAUGUCAUGGAGUAUAGCAUGGGAGCAUUGACCGAGACAGAAAGAAAUCUUCAAGCCAGCUCGAGGAAUCUGACCGGCAACCAGCAUUCUGUGCCCUCAGUUUUUGCCACACAAAGUGGAGUUUCGGAACAAGCUAAUAGCUUGGAAAGGUUUCCCGAGUUAUUUGAGGAGUUUAAAUCGGCCGAUUUCACAACUGAUCUCUUUAAUUUCUGCCAGGGGGAUGAUCUUUCCCAGUGGUUUGCUUCCUCACCAGAUCAGAACAUCGGCCAGAUGGUAAAUGCACUGAGUGGUGAGCUGACACAGUUAGUUGAAAGCACUUCAACAUCUUCAUGUCUUGUUGGAGGUGAUAUGGCCAUUGAACAAAAUCCAGCUAAAAAAGACAUGUUUCAUUCUCAGAAACUUAAUGUUGGUUGUGAUCAAACUAAAGAGAGCUGGGAAGAUAUUUUGAUGCCGUUAAUGGCUGGUAAUAACUGCCCCACUACAAGUUCCGCAUCUGGAAAGUGUGUCUUGGCGUCAAAUGCUACUACAUCCAUGUCUGGUCCCAAGAAAGGGUUAUUCUCAGAGUUAGGACUUGAAGAGCUUUUGGUUGGUGCAAGCAGUUCUAGUUGUUUGACGAAAUCAAGUUUUGAAGAUCAGUCAUCAACCCCCGCUAAGAGACGGCGCAUAGAAAGUUCAUCUGUCAAAUGUAGCCAAUCUCAGAUGAGUUUGUUGCAGUAUAACCUGGACAAGGCAGACAAUCUUAUGACCAAGAAAGAACUUCCAAAAUCUCAGGUCGGUUUGUGGAUUGAUGAUAGCUACAGCCUUACUGCUGCAAGUGCGGUUCUAUCACAAACACAGAAGCCUGAGGAGCAAAAGAAGAUUACGAGGAAAAGGGCAAGGCCAGGGGAGAGUACUCGACCGAGGCCCAAGGAUCGUCAGCUGAUCCAAGAUCGUAUCAAAGAGUUAAGGGGGAUCAUUCCUAAUGGUGGCAAGUGUAGCAUUGAUUCUUUGUUAGACCGGACCAUCAAGUACAUGGUUUUCCUGCAAGGGGUGACAAAGCAUGGAGACAAGCUUAGACAGUCCAAUGAGCCUAAGCUAAUCGGCAAUGAGAAUGGCGUGCCUCUAAGAGACAACAAAAGUAGUGGUGGUGGUGGAGCUACAUGGGCUUUUGAAGUUGGGGGUCAAUCAAUGGUUUGCCCAAUUAUAGUUGAAGACCUAAAUCCACCUGGCCAAAUGCUUAUUGAGAUGCUUUGUGAGGAGCAAGGAUUCUUUCUUGAAAUAGCAGACAUAAUUCGAGGAUUCGGGUUAAGUAUAUUGAAAGGAAUGAUGGAACUCCGAGAGAACAAGAUAUGGGCGCAUUUUAUUGUUGAGGCAAAGAGUCAUGUGACAAGAAUUGACAUAUUUUGGUCACUUGUCCGGCUUCUACAGCAAACAAGUACUAAUGGGAUUGAUUCAACUAAUCAGCCAAGUAAUGUUAUUUUAGAUGGUGGGAUUCCUCAACUGGACAGUUACCAAAAGCCGAACUUACCACCUCCGAUCUGCUUGACAGAAACGCUUCACUGAUGGGAUUCGGGGUGUUUACAUUAGGUUUUGAGGGAUACCUUGAGCAUUCAGCGCCGAAGAGAGCCUGCCAUGAUGGGUGUUCUCGCAUGGAAGAGCCUUCACAAACAAAGAGGAAAAAAAAGUCUUUUCCAUUCCAUAGCCAUUAUCUUGUAGGUGGGACUGAAAUGUGCAUUUUGGUUAUUUAGACUGGGAAAAAAAAAAGUCAGAGAAAAGAAGAUGACCAUUCUGAAGUGUGCACUAGUUCCCACUGAAAAAAGGCUGUACAAGAAACAGAAAGAGAAUCAUAAAUACAAGUUUUGGUGGAUAGUUUGAGGGCAUCAGAUUGGACCCUUAUAAGAGGGAAAAGAUAGCAUAUGGAGGUUUUGUGAGCUAAUUAUCUUCUGUUUUCAUUCCUUUUUGAAGGUUUUGCAUUAGCUUCGUUACCUAUUAUUAGGUUACUCCUGUCAUAACCUGUUUAUAUUCAGAAAGGUGUUAAACAACUUAGUCAUAGGCUAACAGCUCAUUUGUUGUUUCAUGGCGUUUAUAUAUGUUUUUGUUUGAUAAUGAUAUA